Myxocyprinus asiaticus (Chinese sucker) is the source of this 3275-nucleotide messenger RNA. Its product is annotated as equilibrative nucleobase transporter 1-like. The coding region runs from base 247 to 1722 and encodes 491 amino acids. The record is from RefSeq and is a predicted model, not a curated record. The transcript is spliced from 13 exons. Lineage: Eukaryota; Metazoa; Chordata; Actinopteri; Cypriniformes; Catostomidae. Gene Ontology annotation, biological process: transmembrane transport. Gene Ontology annotation, molecular function: transmembrane transporter activity.
UCUUCUGACGUUUUCUCACAGAACUGAAAAAGCCAGAGAUUUUAAGCUGUAGUUAAUAUGUCUGGCCAUAAAGUAAACGUGUGAAUGUUGUGUAUUUUGUUAAAUAUGAUCAGGGAUGCAGCAUCUCUGAUCAGCAGCUGACAUGCAGCAGAAGACGCAACAACUGCUGGCAGAGGAGACAAGACAUUGUCGGGACACCAAGGCUUUUCCGUGGCUGUUUGAAAAGAGGACAGUGUGGAAGGCAAGAUGUUUGGCUGGUUGAAGGUUCGCUCCUGGUUUACUCUAGUCUCAGGGUUAGUAGAGUGUUUGGGGUUCGCUGGCGCAGUAUUCGGCUGGGCAUCGCUGGUCUUUGUGCUUAAAACUGAGGGCUACUUCAGCGAUCUGUGUGUGAACGCCACCGUAAAUGGAACUGUCACUGAAGAUUGCAGAGAGCAAGAUGAGCAGUUCUCUCUCAUCUUUACCAUCGCCUCCUUUAUGAACAACUUCCUCACGCUUCCGAACGGCUUCCUGUUUGAUCACUUUGGGACCACGGUUGCCAGACUACUGGGAAUAUCCGUUUACACUGCAGGAAUGUUGUUAAUAGCCUUUUCAAGUCCUGCUAACGCCAUCCUCCUGUUCCCUGCUCUGUCCUUCAUCGCUGUGGGGGGAAUUUUGUUCUUGGUCACCAAUAUGCAGGUGGGGAAUCUCUUUGGCAAACAUCGCUCGACUAUAAUCACUCUGUAUAAUGGAGCCUUUGACUCUUCCUCAGCAGUCUUCCUCAUCAUCAAGUUGCUGUUUGAGGAUGGAGUCUCUCUGCGAGGGUCUUAUCUCUUCCUGUCCUGCUGCAGUGUCAUUCAUCUGUUCCGUACAUUUGUGCUGUUGCCACGUACACAUAUCCCAUACCCCCUUCCUGAGAACUACACCUACGGUGUGAAAUGUGGGGAGACUCAGGAUUAUGCCGUUGCAAAGACUGAAGAGAAUAACAUCCAGACUUCCCAGACUGAAGACAAAAUGCCAUUUAAAGAGAAUUCUCCCCAUGGCCAAAACACAGACAAAAUGGAGCGAAGCUUCAAGAGUUGUUUCCUGUCCUGGUCCUUCAUGUGGCAUAUGCUGUGGCUUUCUGUGAUGCAGCUGAGACACUACAUGUUCAUCGGGACCUUAAAUCCAAUGCUGAAUCAUCUUGCUGGUGGAGACCCAGACCUUGUGAGCCGAUAUACAAACGCAUUUGCUUUCACUCAGCUGUGUGGAAUCCUGUGUGCUCCCUGGAAUGGACUUAUCAUGGACCGCCACAAGGGAAAAGAACGGGAACCAGGACAGAGUGAGCAGGAAUCAGACCUGAAGGCAGCCAUUCUGUCUCUGUCGCUGACUGCACUUCAGUGUGUGCUGUUUUCAGUGUGCGCCGCCACACCUAUACUCCCUCUGCAGUACCUCACCUUCAUCCUUCAGGUCCUGAACAGAUCAUUCCUCUACGGGGGAAAUGCUGCCUUCAUCAGUGUGGCGUUUCCACCGGUACACUUUGGAAAGCUGUUUGGAGCGGUGAUGGCUCUCUCAGCCGUUGUGUCUCUGCUCCAGUAUCCCUGCUUCGCUCUUAUAAAAGGACCACUGGGUGGAGACCCUCUCUACGUGAACAUCGGUUUGACCGUUCUGAGUCUCCUGGCCUUCAUCAACCCUCUCUAUGUUUAUCUGCACUGCCGGCGUCAAGCGGCCCAGCGAGCCAGUACCAACAGCAGUGCCUCUUCAUAAGCUCAAUCUGUAAAGGGAAUAUCAACCUGACCUCUGACAUUUUUUAAAUUGCUAUCGGUUACUUGUUAUUUUUUUCUUUCUUUUUUUUUUUCUUCUUUUUUUUCCCACAAAAAUACAAAAACAUUCCUGUCAUGGAAAGGAAUGUGUUACUAACCUUUCCAUGCUCUGUUCUACAGAGGGUGACUGCUCUCCACCCUCUUUACUAAUAUCCUCACACUCCACACCUCUUGAAUUUUGCAUGCUCAUACACAUGUGUAAAAGAAGAUUAUACGCAAAUAAUAAAAAUAUUGAGAGGCUCUUGUAAAGAGCACUUGACAAAAGUCAUAUACUGUUAUGUGUUUCGUCAUACUUUAAAGGAAUAGUACACCCGAAAAUGAAAAUUCUGUCUUUACUCAUUGAGACUUGUGCCGUCUCAAACUUGUAUGACUUUCUUUCUUCUGCAGAAUACAAAUGGAAAUAUUUUUUAGAUGAUGUGUUUAUGUACAUACAAUGCAAGUCAAUGGGGUCAGAAACUUUCAAGCUCCAAAAAGAACAUAAAGGCAGCAUAAAGGUAAUCCACACAUCUCAAGACGUUUAAUCCAUGUCUUCUAAAACGAUUGAAUUAUCGCUUUGGGUGAAACAACUGCGUUCUCUCAUGAUCACGCCUAGACUGCUAAUUGCAAGAUUUAUAGUGAAUAAGGACUAAAAUUUUGGUCUGUUCUCACCCAAAACCACAUCGCUUCAAAGGACAUGGAUUAAACUAAUUGUGCUGAUUGGAUUACUUUUAUGCUGUCUUUAUGUCGUUUUUUAAACAUGAAAGUUUUUGAUCUUACAUUAUAUGGAAAUUAAAACAUACUGUACAUCUACCAAAAUAUCUUCAAAAGAAAGUCAUAUGAGUUUGAGACAGCAUAAGGGUGAGUAAAUGAUGAAAGAAGGAUCAUUUUUGGGUGAACUAUUCCUUUUAAAGGUGAAAUAAUGAGUGCUUUCAAAGUUUAUAAAGAUAAAAAUAAAAGGUAUGAAGAUAAAAGAUAAUAUGAAGUUAUACGAUUAAUAAAGUAGGGAUAAUCAUAAGGGAUCCCCAUUAAAAUAUGAUGACAUGGUGAUUUUAACCAGAUGGGAGAAAUGUUUGCAAAUGUACUGCCAUACAGGUAUAUGUUUAGUGUAUCAUAAACUUGCUAUAACUUGUACUGAGCACUCAACUCCACACAUGUGCACAAACGAUUUUCUUCUCAGCCAAUGUUUACAAGUUCAUGUGAAUUAUUGUGGUUGUUAGAGCCCUCUGUAGGACACUAAAGGAUUUACAUCCUCCAUAGUGCUCAACCAACAGCCUCAGAAUUUGAUGUAUUAUUUUUUUAUGUAUCAGUAUUACUCAAAUAAAGGGAAUUUUUAUAACAUGACUAAUCAAUUAAGCUGAUUUUUUUUUAAUUUUUAUUAUUUUAUUUUAUUUUGGAAAGUCAGUUAUUGAUUUCUGAAGCAUAUGCUACAUGAUCUUCAUGAUUUACCUUCCUGUUUAUUCAUAUGCGUUGUCCCUGUAAAUCUAAAUUGAAUAAAGUAGAGACCCUUUUAUAAAAUUA